CAACCGCAUCAAUCAACUCGGUACAUCAAUGAAGUCGGAGACGAGCCUUGGUUAGCAGCCAGAAUCCUAGGGUACUCUCUCAACUACUGUCAUGUAAAUGCCACAAACAUCCCUCGUGUUCAAAGAGAACUGAGAAGACCCCAUGACCACCCCAGCGAACGAAAAGGACUCUCCGCCUUUCUCACAACACGGGAGAAGCUCGCAUUUAUGGGCUUGAUAGGGUCGGCCACAUCACAAGCCUUCAAUGCCUCCACCAACUUGAAACCCCGAACAGCUUUUCUUGCAUCCAUAGAUCACACAUUUUCGCUUCCUCGCCCACCCUCGUCCCUCCCACCGCAUUAAAACCCGCCCAAGUUUGGAUCUUGUGAGUCCCAGGUAAUCGUCAGCUAUGUGAGAGCUUGAAGGAGCUCAACCACCGCUUUGCCGUGCCAACUAACAAUGCUGGCUCUUUCUCUACCGGGCGCGGGCUUUACUUGAUUGGAACUUGGACGAGCUGAGGAGAAAAAGGGUGGGGUUGAUGAGCAGACCCGACGGCAAUUACCAAGGCAACUGCCAGUGUUUUGCUCCUUUCGGUGUUUAAUUUGGUCAGACAAGGUGGAGUGGGGCGAUUGAGGCGUUUUACUACCGAUUUAUGCUUGAAAGCUGUGAUCUUUGGCUGUUUCCUUGUGGAGAGAUCUACAGUUGGUUUGGUCAGAAAGCGUGGUAGAGAUCGGCUGUCUAGUACUGUGAUUUUCCAUGACAAAUUUGUGUAUUUAAGCUGAAUAAGUUUUUGUAUUGUCCUCCAGGAGGUAGAAAAUAUCUUGGGCUGAGAUACUACGUCGAAGAGCUGUCAUUUGCCCGUUGGAAACCAUCUCUCAGCAAAUAUUAUUACUUGCCAAAUUAGUCGUUUGAGCGAAUUGGAAGUUCUCUGUGUUUGCUGCUCGAAAGAAGAUGGUUGGCACUGUCGAAAUUAAUCAUAGUUCUGUCAACUCGAAUGGAUCCCGUCACAAUUCCAAUGGAGCUGAAGAAAGGCUAGAUGAGCUCCGCCGUCUCCUUGGCAAGACUGAUGGUGAUCUGCUUAAGAUUGUUGGUGUAGGGGCUGGUGCCUGGGGCAGCGUGUUUGCUGCCCUCUUGCAGGAUGCAUAUGGUCAUCUUCGCGAUAAGGUUCAGAUUAGAAUAUGGAGACGGCCUGGCAGAUCAGUUGACCGUUCCACAGCGGAGCAUUUGUUCGAGGUUAUCAAUUCACGGGAGGAUGUUUUGAGGCGUUUGAUCAGAAGAUGUGCGUACUUGAAGUAUGUGGAGGCAAGGCUCGGUGAUCGAACACUGUAUGCGGAUGAGAUAUUGAGGGAUGGAUUUUGCUUAAACAUGAUUGAUACCCCACUUUGUCCAUUGAAGGUUGUAACGAAUUUGCAGGAGGCAGUGUGGGAUGCAGAUAUUGUGGUUAAUGGUUUGCCGUCUACGGAGACUAGGGAGGUAUUUGAGGAUAUCAGUAGGUAUUGGAAGGAGAGGAUUACUGUUCCAAUUAUUAUCUCUCUUGCAAAGGGUAUAGAAGCGGCUCUAGAUCCUGUCCCACGUAUAGUAACACCUACUCAGAUGAUCAAAUGUGCAACUGGAGUUCCAAUCGAGAACAUUCUCUAUCUUGGGGGUCCAAACAUUGCUUCAGAGAUUUACAACAAGGAAUAUGCUAAUGCUCGAAUCUGUGGAGCAGAGAAGUGGAGAAAACCUCUUGCCAAGUUCUUGCGGCAGCCACAUUUCAUUGUGUGGGAUAACAGCGAUCUAGUCACUCAUGAAGUGAUGGGUGGCUUGAAGAAUGUUUAUGCUAUUGGUGCUGGAAUGGUAGCAGCUCUAACAAAUGAGAGUGCAACAAGCAAAUCAGUAUACUUUGCCCACUGCACUUCUGAAAUGAUAUUUAUUACUCAUCUGUUGGCUGAACAACCAGAAAAACUAGCUGGUCCUUUGUUAGCCGAUACAUAUGUGACCUUAUUAAAGGGUCGGAAUGCAUGGUAUGGACAAAUGCUGGCCAAGGGAGAACUGAGUCUUGACAUGGGUGACAGCAUAAAAGGAAAAGGAAUGAUUCAGGGAGUCUCUGCAGUUGGUGCAUUUUACGAGCUACUUAGCCAGUCUAGCUUAAGUGUGUUGCAUCCUGAGGAGAAGAAACCCGUUGCUCCAGCUGAGCUGUGUCCCAUCCUCAAAACCCUUUAUAAAAUACUGAUUAGAAGGGAGUGUCCUUCACAAGCCAUUCUUCAAGCGCUACAAGAUGAAACUAUGAACGAUCCUCGUGAAAGGAUAGAGAUAGCUCAGAGUCAAGCUUUCUACAGGCCAUCACUUCUCGGUCAACGUUAACAUAAACUGUUGAUGGUUACAAAACUAAAAUAUCAAAAGCGAAGUCUUGCUGGUCAUGUUGGAGCUGAUACUGAGAUUUUAUUGCUUUGGUGGCAUGCUAAAUGUUUGAUGAGAGAAGCUAAAUGGUUAAAGAAUGUAAAUUUCUCCAUCAUGUAAUGGGCUGCUUCUGCAUAAAAUCGAGUAAACUUGCGAUGCGAGUGGGGUGUUUAGUUGUACUUUAUGAAUAAUUAUAAUUCAUUUAUAUCAAGUUGUGUUUAGUCAAAGAAUAGAAACUUGUGUUUUAAUGUAAUUUACAAUGGUUGUGUUUUGUUUCUUGA
Messenger RNA from Musa acuminata subsp. malaccensis (wild Malaysian banana), 2639 nucleotides. Lineage: Eukaryota; Viridiplantae; Streptophyta; Magnoliopsida; Zingiberales; Musaceae. The record is from RefSeq and is a predicted model, not a curated record.